Seminavis robusta is the source of this 633-nucleotide messenger RNA. The record is from the annotation of a GenBank genome assembly. Lineage: Eukaryota; Bacillariophyta; Bacillariophyceae; Naviculales; Naviculaceae.
UUUCGCUCUCAGUUCAACAAAGCCAGAGGAAUGGCUGCUGGUGUUGCUCUCAGGGGACCACAACCACCACAAGAUGAUGAUGGUCCAAAACCCAUUCUUCCAAGUUUCGUCCCUUGUAACCAAGUCCAUGUAGUGGCAGCCAGGCCUCCUGCAGUUGCGCAGCUUCCUUCCAUUGCUGACAACAAUGAUGAGGAUGAUGUUACCGAAGAGGAUGGCCCCACUACUUGGAAGCCAAAGAGGAUGGUGAAGGAGUGGGAGAAUGAGCAUGGCAUUCGCCAUGUCACUAUCAUUGUCUGGCUGAGCAGUGGCGCGACUGAAGCCGACAUCAAAACCAUGGAAAACCUAGAGGAUACCAAUGUGAGGCGCCAUGCCAUGCAGCAGUAUGUCAGGUCCAUCCUUGAUGUCAGGGGUGAUGUCAUUUCAGAGUUCACUAUGGAGCUGCCAUUUCCAGUUGAUCCCUCUACCCUCAAUGUGACCUUCCCAAGCUUUGAAUCUGGUGCAUUGUUCUGCCAUGUUGACUUGGCUGAGAAAAGGAAGAAAAGGGUAGCUCAAUCCUUUGUCAUGAGGAAGAGGCAUGCCAAGGGCAAGAAGAAGGGUGAUAUUGAAUACAACAACCUGACCCCUCAUCACUAG